ACUAUUUUUCCUUGAAUAAGCUCACUCAAAGGUAUGUUUUGGCGAAAUAAAAGAGAAAUCAAUUUUUUGUGACUGUCUCCUAAUUCUCGACAUUCUGAGAUCACUCUUAAAGUUUGAACCUCGUGUCGUAAACUUCAGGGAAAAAUCGUGCUCGUAAUUUUAGAUCGCACUCGUGCUUCACGCUGAACGGAUUUUAAAAAUUACCCUAAUGAUUCUAAUAAUAUUACCGCGCCGUCAGAGCACGUAUCAGACUGAGGUUUUCAUCUCCCUUAUUAAUAGCUCACACGCCCAAUGCCGCAUUGAAAAAACAGGGGCCUUCGUGUGAGUUUCUCAACUGUUAUGUCCAUGUGAGUGCAUAAUUCGUUCAAACGAAUGAUCUCUAUCGGGGUCGAAAUCGAUUAAAACUGUCUCACGUUAACUGAACAUUCACUGUUUAUUUGUUACUGUCACAAUAUCUGUUAUUCUCUUUUUUUUUUAAUAAAUACCAAUACUGAACCGAAACAGCCACAAAGAGUCAUUUGAAAUAUCUAAGCAUAAUGACUAUGUGGGGCUAUUUGUUUCCUGUUUUGUGGAGGACACGUAUCAGACGAACCACAUUCCCAAAUAAGCACUCUUUAGUACGUGUUCGAUACUGAAAGAAACGGAACGGAGGAAUUCGAAGUUUUGAACUACUUAAGUGUGCUCAGUGAACAAGAAAUAUGCCCAAGAAUCCAUUAUAAGUCUUUUCGAAGUAAACAUUUUCAUCGUCCAGUGCUCCAUCGCACACCUGAGCGAAAGCGGCAAACUGAUUCAUUACGGCAUCGCGCUGUUUCUGUUUUUGCUAACAUCGUCAGUUAUACAAGAGUGGCGAAGAUGAUCCGACAACAUAACAAACCUGCUUCGAUCGGUGAUGAUCCAAAGGCGGGCCAAAGGCACAAACUUUAUAGUCAUCAGCGCACACGAGAUUAAACUAGCGCAGUAAAUCUCUCUUCGCAGUUGUCUUCGCCUCCAUGAUCCUCUGGAUUCCAUUGUGGGUCAUUGUUUUUUUACGGCACUUCCAUCUGGUGGAGACGAUGCCACGAAAUGUUGAGCUCCACUGUAAGUUUCUUCAUCUUUACUUCUCGAACACAAUCAACCCAUUAAUAUAGGCAGGAAUGAAUCCUAUAUUCGGAAGAAAAUUUCGUAAAAUUCUUGCAAUAGAAAACUAAAAGUUGCUGUAGUGUCUGAAGUUGAAACGCCCCCCUGUCUUUACACAAGCUGAAGAUGUCGAGACUCGUAGCAGAGAUUUACAACGAAGCUGAACGUGGAAACAAAACGCCUCAGCUCUGAUGAAGAGUGCUUUUUCUGAUGGGAACGAAAUUUAAGAAGUAAAAGAUCCGCACAGACAACCGGGAGUGUUCACACUAGGCAAGCUUCUGAUAACUGCUGAUGAGGACAAAAAUGUGAUCGAUAUCCUGCUGGAAUAUAAUUAAAGGCGUUUGUUCACACUAAAUAGUAUCUCAAACAAUUGAUAAAUAAGGAACAUAAUACACUAGCUCUUUCUUACACUGAUAAGAACUUCUUAUUCCGGGCUGAGGCGGAAGGCACGUUUUGCCGGAAGAUUGCUGAUGGAAAGUCUACUAUUUUGCACGCGAAAUUCUACAUCUCUAUCAUGCUAAAACCUGAAUGAUACGCGGAAAUGAAAAUUAAGCCUGGACGGCGCUCUACAGUGGAGCCCAAAUCUACCUAUCUGGUAAACUUACCGUUUCUAGAACAUUUGCUGGUCGGUGAAAUAGGAAUAAUUAGUAUUUAGCGGGGGUGGACUCAAGUAUUCUCUCAGAUUCUCUCUCUCUUUUUCUUAAAAAUAAAAUAAUAAAUUCUCAAAAAAUAACUGUCGCAAAACACGGUCCAAGUUUCGAAAGUACAGACUGGAAGAAAUGUUUUCAACAAUAUGCUAACGAAUAUGUAAACGUCAACGAUGACAUCUCCACUGAUGAAAGCGAAAUAAAAGGAUUAACAUGUGACGCUGAUAGCUGAAACCUAGCUAAAAAUAAAAUGAAAAGCCUUUGCUGAUGCUUUAUAGUAAACCCCAGAGCAGUGGGAUUAAUUUGAUGUUAAGCUUGGCGCCUUUGUUUUAAUGAUGCCGGACGAUUUGAGCUCACGAAGUCUAGGUUUGAUUGUUGUAGAAGUAAGCUUCCUCAUAACCUUGAACAUUUUCUCUCUGAUUGGAAACGCCUUGGUUUGUAUUUCGGUUUACAAGAAUACUCGUCUCCGAACGACAACAAACUUGUACAUUAUCGCUUUGGCCAUUAGCGAUUUGCUCUCUGCUGUGUUUGUGAUGCCCGUAAGCACGAGCGUACUGAUAGCGGGCAAUUGGAUUCUCGGUGAAACGCUUUGCCAACUUCACGCCUUCUUCAGCCUGUUUGUUAUCUACGUUUCUCCUGUUACUAUGGCCUUUACAGCAGUUAAUCGUUAUGUGAGGAUUUGCAGGUCGGACCAGCAGUACAGGAGACUGUUUUCAGGGAGAAAGCCGAGCACUUGGCUUGUCUCCGCGUGGGCUUUUGUUGCAUGUUACGCGGCGGUUCCUCGAUUGCUUGGUCUUCAGGCGUACGAAUUCGUCUCAGGCUACGCCCAGUGCUCUAUUGCACACCUCAGCGAAACUGGCAAAAUUAUUAACUACGGCAUCGUCGUUACGUUGUUCUUUUUAACACCGUUGAUAGCCACUACAUUCAGCUACACAAAAGUCGCGAAGAUGAUCCGACAGCACAAUGCCUCUGCAUUUACGACGAUUCAAAGACAAGAAAGCGCUCGGGAAAGAAGCCGUAAAUGGCGAAAAAGCAAGGGUAUCACCAAUCAUGAAAUCAAAAUCAGCAAGUCUCUAUUCGCAGUCGUCUUCGCCUUCAUGAUCUGUUGGGUACCCUUCUGGAUCAUCGUUAUUCUCCGUCGCUUUCGUCUUGUCGCAGUGAUGCCUCGAAACGUUGAGCUCUUUUGUAUGUUUCUCUUUUAUUUGUCGAAUGCAAUCAACCCCUUCAUAUAUGCUGGGAUGAAUCCCGUAUUUCGAAGAGAAUUCCGUAAGAUUCUCCUCUGUAACCACUGCCAUGAAGUUGACGUAGCUGAUGACAGAAGAGCAAGGAUGGAGGAUGUACCAGAGACUCCAAAUAUGGAAUUUUCUCAGUGCGUGCGCCGACCGAAUUUCCAUCAUGAUACUUCUUUGGUCAGUCUUUCUGUCGAAAUGAGUGAAAAUUGUGGAAAAAGGCCGAUGGAUCUUGGACUUGGGCCGUCUAUAUCACAAAGUACCUGUUGAUAGAGGCGAAUGAUCAACUGGUUUAUCUAAAAAACGUUGCGCUAGUAUUGAUCCUGCUAUUCUUGGUUUUCAUCGAUAGAAUAAAAUAUCUUUGCACGCAUGAAAAAAAUUAAGAAACAAAGUAGGUGAACAGCAGGUAUAAAGAAACAUUUUUAGAGUAAUUUUAGGCUCAGUCAGUAGCGGUCGAAAGAAAUUUUUAACCAAAACGAUUUUCAGAAAAUUACAAGACUUAGUAUGGAUCCGCCAUGUUGGUGUCCCUUUAAAGGAUCCUAACAUGGCCACUGAGGAAGUGGAUUAAGAAAUAAACUUGACAGGUAUUAUCAUUAUCAUCAUCAUCAUUAUCAUCAUCAUCAUU
Messenger RNA from Stylophora pistillata, 3617 nucleotides. Its product is annotated as melatonin receptor type 1B-B-like. NCBI's taxonomy places the organism in Eukaryota, Metazoa, Cnidaria, Anthozoa, Scleractinia, Pocilloporidae. Gene Ontology annotation, cellular component: membrane. Gene Ontology annotation, biological process: G protein-coupled receptor signaling pathway. The record is from RefSeq and is a predicted model, not a curated record. Gene Ontology annotation, molecular function: G protein-coupled receptor activity.